This is a messenger RNA of Lolium perenne, 870 nucleotides long. Its product is annotated as probable glutathione S-transferase GSTF2. The record is from RefSeq and is a predicted model, not a curated record. Gene Ontology annotation, biological process: glutathione metabolic process. Gene Ontology annotation, molecular function: glutathione transferase activity; glutathione binding. Gene Ontology annotation, cellular component: cytoplasm. Lineage: Eukaryota; Viridiplantae; Streptophyta; Magnoliopsida; Poales; Poaceae.
GCUAGCAGUCAACGAGGGAGGCACCAAGAACAGGGAAGCCUGGAAAGGAACAUGGCGCCUGUCGUAAAGGUGUACGGGACGGCCAAGUCUUGGAACAUAUCCAGAGUCCUUGUGAGCCUGGGGGAGGCCGGUGUCCAGUACGAGAUCGUUGCCGUCGACUUUGCUGCCGGCGAGCACAUGAGCCCCGCCCACCUCGCUAGGAACCCAUUUGGUCAGGUCCCUGUUUUGGAGGAUGGUGAUUUCUGUCUCUGGGAGUCACGCGCCAUCACCAAAUAUGUAUGCCGCAAGUACAAACCUGAGCUUCUCAGGGUAGGCAAUCUGGUGGGAUCAGCAACGGUUGAUGUGUGGCUGGAGGUCGAGGCCCAGCAAUACAGUCCUGUAAUGGAAGCUAUUCUUAUAGAGAUCAGGCUUCGGCCAAUUUUUGGGCAUCAGGUCGACGAGAGGGUCGUUGAGAAGAACAUCGAAAAGCUGAAGAAGGUGCUAAGUGUGUAUGAGUCAAGGUUAUCGAGCUCCAAGUACCUAGCUGGAGAUUUCAUCAGCCUCGCGGACCUCAAUCACGUGUCGACCAUGUUGUGCCUAGGGAUAACCACGUAUAUAUCGGUGCUCGACUUGUACCCAAAUGUCAGAGCCUGGUGGGAUGACUUGAGGGCGAGACCAGCGGCGAGGAAGGUGUCUGACCUAAUGAAUCCUAGGGGACCUUAGCGUGCCGGUGCGUCAUGCCUGUGGAUGAACGGUUAUUAAAAAUGCCAACCACUGUAAAACUUGUAUUUUUUGUAUCAUAUAUUUUUCUGGGUUACCAAAUCAUUGUGUUUAUGUUAUGAAUUUGUACAUUAGUACUACAUAAAGUGCGGGAUUGUUAGUACAUUCCAA